AUGAAGAAAGACACAGAGCUUUUGCGUAAAGUAGUUAUCUUGCGCCUUCCUGUUUGGGUCCGAAAGCCUGCAAGUGGCUGUUUGGAUGGUGUGGAUGUUAUCGUUGUUGUUGUUGGUGGUGGUGGUGUGCUUUCGACUCUAAAGACCGAGAUUCAUCUCAGCGGUGCUGACGAGCCAGUUGAUUCCAAACCGUUGAUAAUGCCCCUGGCUCACGCUUUGGCGAUAGAAGUGGUUGGUCUCGGUGAACAGCAAAAUACUACCAAGCCCAGUUUAGGCAUAACUGCCUCAUCUGGAUAUAGUCUCCCUGCUGGUCAGUUCUGUUGUCCAGACGGUCUCUUCGCCUGUUUACCACCAUCUGAGACUAUUCCAAUCGGCAACCGCACUUGGUCUCAACGCAUUUGUCUACCCCAGAGUCUGCGUUGCGAUGGAGUCGUAAAUUGUCCCCUGGGCGAUUCGGACGAACAGAACUGUUCCGAUCCACUACCGGUUGAAUUUCCUCCAAUCCCAGUUGAUGAAUCUGAACAAUUUGUCACAUAUUUGCGCACAGUUCGUCCGGUUCGAUUGAUCACCGAGGCCGGCUAUGCCUCACCUCCGUCACCCGCUUUUGGCAUUGUCAUUCAUCAAGCUCAGGCGGCCUGGUACAGUCUGAUCGUUUCGGCGGCACUCAUACUUGUAGUCUUAUUGAUCUGUUCCAUUUGGCUUUUACGUUCCGUGUGCAAGCGUCGACCGAUGAAAAGAUUGAUACCGUUCCACAACAAAUGGCCUCGAAAAUUGUCUGAUUCCGGACCCAGUUCGAUCUGUCCUCGUUCACAACCGACCGAUGAGUAUGGUGAUGAUGAAGAUAACGAGGAGGAGGAUGCUCAAUGGAUCAAAGGGGGAGAUUCGUUUCAUUGUGAACAAUCGGAUUUACUCAUCAAUCCGUCCCACGGUAUCUCACGUCAUUUACCAACCGGUGUGAAUAGAGUUUCUUCCGCCCGGCCUAAUCAACCCGGUACGGAUUCCGCGUCACGGUCGUCAGCCCAUUGUGCAUUUACCGGUAUGAAUCCGAACUCUUCUGGCCCGGUAAACAAAACGUCUCCGACAGAUGCGACUCACAACGAGCUCGUUAUGUCCUCGUCCAAAAAUACCGCAAACGGUGGACGAUACACCGGUUGGAUACCACUAUCCUCUUCCUCGCGUCCCGCAUCUUCUGUUGCCAGUGUCACCACUUGA
Molecule: messenger RNA, 1212 nt
Organism: Echinostoma caproni
Lineage: Eukaryota; Metazoa; Platyhelminthes; Trematoda; Plagiorchiida; Echinostomatidae
Source: the annotation of a GenBank genome assembly